Messenger RNA from Scomber japonicus (chub mackerel), 2061 nucleotides. Its product is annotated as synaptic vesicle glycoprotein 2B-like. Bases 1 to 2061 code for a protein of 686 amino acids. Gene Ontology annotation, molecular function: transmembrane transporter activity. Gene Ontology annotation, cellular component: membrane. Lineage: Eukaryota; Metazoa; Chordata; Actinopteri; Scombriformes; Scombridae. The transcript has 14 exons. Gene Ontology annotation, biological process: transmembrane transport; chemical synaptic transmission. The record is from RefSeq and is a predicted model, not a curated record.
AUGGCUGACCCCUACCAAAACAACGUAUACCACCAAGGUGACAGUUAUGGGACUUAUGGAGAAGGCGGUGGCCCUGAUGGAUACGGCUACCAGGCAGACUACCCUCCUCAGGAAGAGGAUGCAGCCAGCGAUGCGACAGAAGGCCACGAUGAAGAGGACCAGAUGUACGAAGGAGAGUAUCAGGGAAUACCACAUCCUGAUGAGGUGAAGGCUGCACAGAGAGCUGCACGGGCUAAAGCUCGAGCAGCCGGCAGUGCAGUCUCUGAACUGGAGGAGUUAUCUGAGCAGUAUGAAGACAUCAUGGAGGACUGUGGUCACGGGAAGUUCCAGUGGACUCUCUUCAUUGUUCUGGGUCUGGCUCUGAUGGCAGACGGGGUCGAGUGUUUCGUGGUUGCGUUCGUUCUACCAUCCGCAGAGAAGGAUCUGUGUUUGUCCAAUGCAGAGAAAGGGAUGUUGGGUCUGAUGGUGUUUCUGAGCAUGAUGGUGGGAGCGUUCCUGUGGGGGGGGCUGGCAGAUAAAGUUGGCCGUCGGCGCUGUCUGAUUGUGGCAUUAGCCAUUAACUGUGUCUUUACCUUCCUGUCCUCGUUUGCUCAAGGCUACGGCUUCUUCCUCUUCUUCAGGCUGCUGUCUGGCAUUGGUAUUGGUGGCACAGUGCCAAUCGUGUACGCGUACUUCUCUGAGUUCCUUCAGAUGGAUAAGAGAGGAGAGCAUCUGUCCUGGCUGUGUAUGUUCUGGAUGAUUGGUGGGAUCUACGCCUCAUUCACUGCCUGGGGAAUCAUUCCCAGAUAUGGUUGGGGGUUCAGUAUGGGCACAGAGUUCCAGUUCCAUAGCUGGAGGGUGUUUGUCCUGGUUGCGGCUCUUCCUGCCAUCGCCUCCCUGGUUGGACUCACCUUCAUGCCCGAGAGCCCUCGUUUCCUGCUGGAGAAUGCCAAACAUGAUGAGGCGUGGAUGAUCCUGAAGCAGGUCCAUGACACCAACUGGAGGGCCAAAGGACAGCCAGAGAAAGUCUUUACUGUGACUCACAUCAAGGCUCCUAAAACGGCAGAGGAUGAGUUUAUUGAGAUACAGAGUGCUACAGGAACAUCUGUACAGCGCUGGGCUGUCCGCUCACUAACACUCUGUAAACUGGUGCUGAAGAACGUAGCAUCUCUCCUGUCUGCUGAGCUCAGGUUGGCUACACUCUUCAUGGCCAUCAUCUGGUUCUGCAUGGCUUUCAGUUUCUACGGUCUUUCUGUGUGGUUCCCUGACAUGAUCAAACAUCUCCAGAAUGAAGAGUAUGUGUCCAAAGUCAAGAUCUUCCAUAGAGAACGAGUGGAGAACUUCCAUUUUAACUUUUCUUUGGAGAACCAGAUCCAUAGAGAAGGAGACUACAUCCAUGACAAGUUCAUCAGUAUAGAGCUGAAGUCAGUGAAGUUUGAGGACUCACUGUUUGAAGACUGUCGCUUUGAGGACAUCAGGUCCACAGAAACGGUGUUUAAGAACUGCACCAUCCGCUCCACUGUCUUCUACAACACAGACCUGAGGGAGGAGAAGUUCAUCGACUGCAGAAUGGAGAAUACCACCUUUGAGCACAACAAACACGGCUGCCACCUGGACACUCUUGAGGAGAAUGACGUUCUCAUUUACCUGGUCAGCUUCCUGGGCAGUCUGGCCGUGUUGCCCGGCAACAUCAUCUCUGCACUCUUCAUGGAGAAGAUCGGCAGGGUGAAGAUUAUAGGUGGCUCCAUGCUCAUUUCAGCAGGUUGUACCUUCUUGCUGUUUCUGAGCUUCAGCCAAGCAGCGAUCAUCGCCCUGCAGUGUCUGUUCUGUGGCGUCAGUGCAGCUGCAUGGAACGGCAUUGAGGUGGUGACCGUGGAGCUGUACCCUGCUUCUAAAAGGGCCACAGCGUUCGGCUUGCUGAACGCUCUCUGUAAGUUGGCGGCGGUGCUCGGCAGUUCUAUCUUCGCCAGCUUCGUGGGCAUCACCAAAGCCAUCCCCAUCCUGCUGUCCUUCGCUGCACUGGUAUGCGGCGGCCUGGUGGCUCUCAGACUGCCCGACACGCGAGAGAAAGUCCUCCAGUGA